ACGACUUAUGAAAACAUUGAUUUAUGGUACUACUAUUUCAACAGGGCCAAUGCUCAAACAAAGAGGCCAUUCAACAGAAACAUUUAUUCAUAUAUGUAUUAUGAAGGGGGGAUUUCAUCAGUAUACAUGUGGAAAGACAAUGAAGACUUUGUGGCUUGCUUCCUAAUAAAGAAAGAUGGCUCAAAGUCAGGGCAUGGCCGAAGAAGUUAUUUGCAAGAAGGUGCAUGGGAUGCUAUUCAUGUUAUUGAAAAUGAUGGAAUAUACGAAGUUGUUGCAGGAAGUGACUUUGUCAUUACUAAAGUUGCAUUUCGAAACAACUCUUCAAAGUACAACAUAAAUGACCGUGGAAGUAAUUUUACCGAGGUCACUAAGAAAUUGAAAGGAAAAGAAGUGGACUUGGACAAUAAUUGGUUUUAUAUUCUUCAGGUGGGUGAUGGCUAAAAAAGGCCUAUUUACUUGUGAAAAAAAUAUCAUACCGUCAAAAUAUAUUUUCUCUUUCAAUUCUUUAUCAUUGAAAUUUCAGGGUGAAGUCGAGCAAAUUUCUCUAAUGAAUCCAAAGAUUUGUAUUUUCAGCAUUAUUGUAAUUGUAAUUGAUUGAAUGAAGGAUUGUAAUUGAUUGUAAUUGUAAUUUAUUGUAAUUGUAAUUGA
Messenger RNA from Magnolia sinica, 648 nucleotides. RefSeq names its product structural maintenance of chromosomes protein 4-like. Bases 94 to 441 code for a protein of 115 amino acids. The transcript is spliced from 4 exons. Gene Ontology annotation, biological process: barbed-end actin filament capping; cell morphogenesis. NCBI's taxonomy places the organism in Eukaryota, Viridiplantae, Streptophyta, Magnoliopsida, Magnoliales, Magnoliaceae. Gene Ontology annotation, cellular component: F-actin capping protein complex. The record is from RefSeq and is a predicted model, not a curated record. Gene Ontology annotation, molecular function: actin filament binding.